Trametes versicolor FP-101664 SS1 is the source of this 1934-nucleotide messenger RNA. RefSeq lists its product as uncharacterized. The transcript has 19 exons. Lineage: Eukaryota; Fungi; Basidiomycota; Agaricomycetes; Polyporales; Polyporaceae. Bases 1 to 1929 code for a protein of 642 amino acids. The record is from RefSeq and is a predicted model, not a curated record.
AUGAUGCGCAUAUAUUCUCUUCUCCUGAUCUCUGCGGGACUACUCGUUGUUGCGGUAGCGGACACUGGCGUUGCUCCCCACGGCCUCGCGCCCAAACGGUUUCUAAACCUGCCCCUCGGACAUGUGAAGCCUGGUGGCUACCUGGAAAAUGUUCUCAUUCCAUCCACGAAUAUGGGCACCAAGUUAGGGAAAGCUGAAGGAUUCUACGAUUAUCUAUCCCGCGCGGAUACAGAGUGGAUCGCGAGACCGACGGAUGUCUACACUCUCGAAGGAGCUGGGAGCCACUGGUUCAACGACAUUAUCACCAUCGCCGGAAUUUCAGAGAACGAGAUUCUGCAAUCACAGGCGGAGCAGUUCCUCGACUAUUUCCUUGACACUCAAGACGCAGACGGCUGGCUGGGCCCGGAGGUCACUACGGGAAGGCCGCGUCGGCUGUCUGGAAGACUCCCGUUCCUCCUGGGGGCGAUGCGUGUCGCGGACGCUCAGCCCGCUCGUACAGAUCGAAUUGUGACUGGUUUGCAUAGGUUCGUUGCGCUUGUGCAUGACAUGCUACGUCGGGGAGAGGGAUUGGAGGACGAUGCAUGGGCGUACGCUGGGGACUUGCUGAUAGUGCUUCAGUGGCUCUAUGAGUUCCAUCCGAACAGAAACGAAGACACCCUCGUUGAGACGAUGCGCAUACUCUCGCGGACUGGAGACCACUGGACGAGCGUCUUCGAAGAGGAGAAAUUUCCAACAGUAGACCCGCAGCAACAAUGGCAACUCCCCGACGCUGGGACACACUGGCGUGGGAUGAACGCGGCAAAGACGCUCACGACUCUCGGCGCCAGGUAUCGUCUCAGCAACGACGGCUCCGAUGAUGCCACGUGGGACUCCAUAUUCAAAACUGACGCAGAACGACUUGGCCCAUUUGAGCCCACGAAGCACGCCGCUCACCGGGCGCAUCGCAACAUGGCACACACACAUUUCACCACAGAAACCAUACGCUCCGCUCACUACUUGUACCAGAUCACCGGAGACAUCAAGUACUUGGAGAGCAUCGAUCGUCUCGCGCACGCAGCCAUGCCGGCCCCUAUACACGGCGGCUGGGGGACAGUCAGCAGCCUCGCGUUGUGCAGAGAAGCGUUCACCCCAGACGGGCCAUACCACGAGUACGGGGGAUACUUGAAUAACCCGACAUGCCGUGCCGUCCGAUACCCCGAAGGAGGGUUUGACCUUGUCUACGAGGCGUUCCUCUACACAGCGGACCGGAAAUCCCUUGUCCAAGCCCUGCUCGGACCCUUGACCGUGAAUACAACGCUAGCUGAAGACAACGAGGCCGUGAUCACUAUGAACUCAAGCUAUCCCUUUGGCUGGGAUACCCUCACCAAGGCAGUCAUAGUCGCACAGAAGGCCUUCGUGUACUACGUGCGCAUCCCCAGCUGGUCUGCCGGCGCCACAAUCUCCAUCAACGGGAGCUCUUUUGACCCCUGCAAACCGGUCAACGGGCUGCACGCCAUCCGCAUCGAGCCAGGGACGACCAACGUCACGCUCGAUCUUCCCUUGGAACUCGUCGCAGAUCAGCCGCGCCCGGGACAUGUCACGAUACGCCGAGGCCCAGUGAUCUACGCCUUCGCCGCGUGGUAUCCGUUCAGCGAGCAAGACGCGCACCGAGGAGUGCAUUAUGCGAUAGACCCGUCGACCCUGUCCCCCAGCAUCACGCCCCUGUCAUACAACAACUACCUGUGGCGUGAAGCGGGCCAUACGAUCACCGUCGUGGCUUGUCCAAUCGCAACCUCGAAGGUCGAUAACGAAAUCUUCGCUCCGGGUGACGGUUCUGUGACCUGCAUAGGCCCAGUGAGGAACCUGACACUCGUGCCCUCCACUGAUUGGUACAUCCGUAGGCACGCGGUAAAGGAGUUCCCGACAUUUCAUCUCUCCGAUCUACUAUAACUGGG